AAUCAAUUAUAAUUUCCAAAAUCAUCACCAUUAUAUUUCCUUUUUUUCAAAUUGACAGAUGAUGAGUUGACUGAAUUCGCUUAAACUUUUCAUCCGAUCGUCACUAAAUUCAUAUUAAUCAAAGGGUUUACCAAAAAAUCGGAGGGUUUGUAAGGAAUUGAGGAAAGAUGGUGUUGGUAUUGGCAAUAGGGGAUAUGCAUAUACCGCAUAGGGCGCCUGAUCUGCCUGCUAAGUUUAAAUCUAUGCUUGUUCCUGGCAAGAUUCAACAUAUCAUUUGCACCGGUAAUCUUUGUAUCAAAGAAGUUCAUGAUUAUUUGAAAAGCCUAUGUCCAAGUUUGCAUAUUACUCGAGGUGAAUAUGAUGAAGAUUCUCGCUAUCCGGAGACCAAGACACUUACCAUCGGUCAAUUCAAGCUUGGAUUGUGUCAUGGUCAUCAGGUUGUUCCAUGGGGGGAUUUGGAUUCUUUAGCCAUGCUCCAGAGACAGUUGGAUGUUGACAUUCUUGUUAGCGGCCAUACUCAUCAGUUUAAGGCUUACAAACAUGAGGCUGGUGUUGUCAUAAACCCUGGUUCAGCCACUGGUGCAUACAGCAGUGUCACCUAUGAUGUGAAUCCAAGCUUUGUUCUCAUGGACAUUGACGGGUUACGUGUUGUUGUCUACGUUUAUGAACUCAUUGAUGGAGAGGUAAAAGUCGACAAGAUUGAUUUCAAGAAAACAACCACAUCCACUAUAUAAGGUCGCUUAUAGUUAUCCUUUUGUAGCUAACUUCGUUAGGCUUGCUUUAUUUUAUGUUUUCAGAACUGCUUUUCCAUUCUGUGUAUGUGAUCUAUUUCCUGUUCUUUUUUUUCAUCUUUUUUGUUUCGUCUUUCUGUAAGGAUGCUAAUGUUUGAAAUGAUUAAACCCUCUCAGAUUUGGAUUUUUCUUUGGUAAA
Molecule: messenger RNA, 930 nt
Organism: Erigeron canadensis
Lineage: Eukaryota; Viridiplantae; Streptophyta; Magnoliopsida; Asterales; Asteraceae
Product: vacuolar protein sorting-associated protein 29
Exons: 4
Coding region: 168-734 (188 amino acids)
Biological process (GO): retrograde transport, endosome to Golgi; intracellular protein transport
Cellular component (GO): endosome; retromer complex
Source: RefSeq, a predicted model, not a curated record